CCACGACUGUGAAAGUAAUACCAGACAGUAACGUUUAUUAUUCAAAUCGAGGAGGAAGACCACUGGAGAAUAUUACAUGUCAAGCGGAUUGUCUGCCAAAGUGUACCUACACAUGGAAGAUGGAGAAUCCGUACUGGCCGGACACAAUCUUUAAUACAGGCGACACAUUAUUUGCAAAUAUAAAUUUUACAUAUAACGAUAGUAGACGCUUUAAAUGUGCAGCAACGAAUGACGUCAGCGAAAGAGAAAGUAGAUGGAUAACAGUGGAAAUGAAGAAGGGACCGGACAGCGUAAGGAUUACAACAAAACCUCCACGUGGAAGACAACACGAACCGUUUGAAAUGGAGUGUUCGGCUACUUGCAAUAACGGAUGUCUAUCCUACAGUUGGUUCCACGAGAGAAAAUUAAUUCACAAUGGGGAACGUCUUCACUUUAGCACCCUUUUAAGGACAGAUAAUGGAGUAUACACCUGUACAGUCAGUGACUACUUUGGAACAACCUCUAUAUCCUAUAAUUUGAACGUACAGUAUGGUCCAGUCAAUGUGAGCAUUCAGUACACAAGCGAGGGAAAUAAUUUAAUUGAGAAACAAGGAUAUGUAAAGCUAACUUGUCAUGCAGACUGCAAUCCAUCAUGUUCUUAUAUGUUUUACCACAACGAUAAACGCAAACAAAACAGAUGUCCUGGAGAGAUAUAUAAAACGAAAGAAAACUCAGGACGGUACAGUUGUUCAGCAAAGAAUUAUGUAGCAGACACGCCCACAAAUUCCAGUAAUUAUGUUGAUAUCUAUAUACAGUAUAAACCAAGAUUAACAGUUCCAAAUUUUCCACAGAUCACUGCCCCUGGAUCGCUGAAGCUUAACUUUAAUGUUGACAGUUUUCCUGCAUCAAAUGUGACAAUAUUCCACGAGGAGGAGAAGCUGGAAUUUUUUUCCAAUUUCACGGGAAACAAAACGUAUGAAAUUAACAUAAGUACUUGUCUAAAUGGAGGGAAAUACAGAAUUGUUGCUGAGAAUAUUGUUGGAAAGCAGUCCACCUCUAAAACACUUACGGUUAAGUGUGCUCCUAUUAUUCUCACGUCUUCAAAUACCACAAACAAAGGUUUUGAAAUUGGAGAUGCAUUGAAUCUGACAGUGACGUUUAUGGCAAAGCCAAUCCCAAAUGUAUCAUGGACAUUUUUCACAAAGGAAGGAGAUGUGAACAAAAGUGUUCCGAAAAAUACUACAGCAACGGGAAAGGAGUUUACAAGUAUCGUUGUCAGUAAUAUGAGUGUACAUGAUUUCGGAACCUAUCAGCUUACAUUGAAUAAUAAAUUUGGACGAAAUGAAACGGAAUUCAACAUUCAAGGUGUCCCUCAACCACCCACUGAACUGACUGUGGACUGUUCAAACACUGCACUAAUCCAAUGGAAGUCUGGAUUUGACGGAGGAAGUGAUCAGAGAUUUGUUAUUGAAUACACAACCAAUGUAUCGUCAUCGUGGCUCUUCUACAAUCCACAUCCGGUGACAUCAGACAAUGCCAGCUAUGUAUUUACAGAAAUCAAUUUUCUUCAGCCCUAUGUUCCUUAUUUUUUUGGAAUCGUUGCGAAAAACCGUUUUGGAAAUAGGAGUUCGGAUACAAUUGCAAAUUGCACAGUGCAAAAUAUGGAAAAUGAAGGUUUCCAAGACAACGAAGUCGUGAUGGUUGUUAUUGGUGGAGGUGUUGGUGGAGGGGUGCUUUUACUUUUGGCCAUUGCAGUCCUCUUUGUGGUGAUCAGAGUCAAACGGAAGCAAAGAAUUAAGAAAAGACCUGAAAACUCUGGAAAAAACAGCGACGCCGCAGAUGGAAUGGUUGAAAAUAUAUUAUAUAUCUCCGCUGAUGAAGCGACAAAUUCUUUGGUAUCGCCUUCAAAUCCAUCAGGAUCACGUGAUGCCUUGGAAACAAAGAGAGGAAAUGACGUGUAUUCCGUCGUAAUGAAGACACGAAAACCCGAGAGUGACACCCCAGUUUACGCGGAGGUUCAAAAAUCUCAAACAGCAGCUAGUGAGUCUCAGAAUCAGGGCAGACCACCGAUAAAAAAGAAACCAACGAAGAGCAGGAAAAGAUCCGGCAAAAAUGUAAAGGAAGAUGGACUUGUUUAUGUCGAACUUGACCUGAAGAUGGCGCCUUCUUCGUCUGAUGGAAACCCCAUCAUUCAUGGGGCAGAAGACAGGGUAGAGUACGGCAACAUUGAUUUUACCAGGCCUGCCAAACCAGUUAAAGAGUGA
Messenger RNA from Ostrea edulis (European flat oyster), 2243 nucleotides. Its product is annotated as carcinoembryonic antigen-related cell adhesion molecule 5-like. Gene Ontology annotation, molecular function: cell adhesion molecule binding. Gene Ontology annotation, cellular component: cell-cell junction. The record is from RefSeq and is a predicted model, not a curated record. Gene Ontology annotation, biological process: cell-cell adhesion. The transcript is spliced from 12 exons. Bases 120 to 2243 code for a protein of 707 amino acids. NCBI's taxonomy places the organism in Eukaryota, Metazoa, Mollusca, Bivalvia, Ostreida, Ostreidae.